GUAUCCGGAAAGUUUGUUUACAUGGGUUACAGCGACUGCUAUGUUGGGAUAUAGGUGAAACGGUCUCUGGUGAAACAUAGGAUAAACACGCCCUGCGAACCAGCGUUUAUAGUUCCGACAGAAGUGAACUAUGGCAAGUUCAUCCCACCAUAGACGACAUCUUACUGGAUACUUGGAUAAACAUAAAAAUAAACAGCACACCAACACUGUUGGCAACAGUGAUUCAAGUCCAAGCGGUGGAGGAGGAAACAGUAGUUCCACUAGACACACUCUUAUGACUCCCGGAAACGAUAAAAAAUCAACAAAGCCUGUAGAAAAUGCAAGAGCAAAAGGUGGAAGAAAUACCACUGCAGUCACUAACAGUCGAAGACGACCUCCACCACUGAUAAAAGGAAAGGCGACAAUAGAACAUCUUCCAUAUGAGAUUAUGUUGGAGAUAUUUAGCCGUUUGGAAGCUCAGGAUCUGCUAAAAGCUGCUUGUGUAUGCAAAAGGUGGCACAAACAAGCGAAUGACAAUCUGCUAUGGGAGAAGAUAUUCCGAACACAUGGUACCACAGUGAAAGAUGAGGGAGGCAAGCCACUGCGACCUCCUUUGGAGUACUGGAAACAACUGUGUAUCAAACGGUGCACAGAAAAACGAAACAAGACUUGUCUGAAGUUACUGAAAAAGAUGCACCCUUACACUGGAUUGCCAAGAUUUACAGAGAAAGCUCUGAGAUGUGCAGGUGUGUGGUUUCAGCUGUGUUUGAUUGACAGCGAUGGAAAAGAGCACGAAAGUAUGACGUGUGACGUAUUCCACCACAGCAUGUCUAUAGCAGUGCGCUGGUACAGCCUCACCAAUGUCCCCCUAAACAGAAUCAAGCAACUCAAAGUCUUCUCUUGCAAUCCUCUGUUCUUUGAUGACAAAGGUCAUGCCGUCCGGAAUGGACCCUACCAGAGGUCACUGAUGACCAGCACUGACCUCAAGUGGAGUGUUUAUGUGAAGGACACAACGCCCGUGGCCGCCAAUGACACCAUCGUGUUGUAUGCUGUGCCUGCAUCUGAUCUCCUUGUUGCCACAUGGAAGGCAGAUGGUGAGUUGGCGUUUGUUGCCGUGGGUUACCACCAUCUACAGCUGGUACAUAGAUGCUUGCUGGGCACCAUCAAAAGUGCAUAUCCACUCCCUGGUCAUACCCCGGUACCAGAUGAUAUUGACCCUAGUUACGGUCUCCAUGACUACCGAUGUACAGUGGAUAUCCGCAACAUGAGGAGCUCGCUAUGGACACAACAGUUUCAGGGACUUCACUGCAGGAAGCAAGACGUUGGUGAUGGCUACGCAUACUUUCGGCUUAUCAGGAAGGACCACACAGGUGACCACGUGAUCAUCCCAAAACAGUUCAGUCUCCCCUGGAAAACCGAUCUCUUCAAAGGCAUCAUCAAGAACAUUGCAUGGUUGGAUCUGACACUGCUUGAUGAGAGGGAAACAGUAUUUUGGUCGUUCAGUUCACCAUUAACAGCACAAGCAAAAGAAAAAACAAAAAAUCUUGACUUUGAUUACAAUGGAGACAAUCACUUGGCGGCCAUGUUCUCAGGAGAGAAGGGACAAGUGCAUAUUGAGCUGAAUCAGAUGGAUGACGAUCGCACAUUUGUGUCAUGCCUAGAAGUGAGGGUUGCGCUCUCAGCGAUAAACGAGUGGUUUGAGACUUGUUACUGAUCAAGGCUGACAAGGAGUCUUCACAGCUGUUGCAAAUGCUUGUCUUUACUUUAAGAUAAAAUGAUUGAUGACAUUCCCAGGAAAAUAUUUUAAUGUCAAUAUUUCAUGUCAGGAGAAAUGUGUUUCAUUGAAGGAUUAAGGCAAGAUUCAGUUUGCCUUUAGCAUCAGUACUUUCCAGGCUGGCAAGUCCAGAUAGACAAGGUUUCAAGACUGUCGGUACCAGAUAGACAAGGUUUCCAAACUGGCAAGGUGUCCAUAUGUGACAUGCAGGGUUUUCGGACAUGUGGGUCCAGUCUGCCAGGGUUUCUAUACAAGCAGAUCAAACAGGUUUCCAGAUGUGAACAUCCACACUGGAAGGGUUUCUGGACUAGUGCAUCAAGAUUAGCACAGCUUCUUAAGUAGUGGGUCAAGAUUAACUAGGUUUCAAUACAAGUAGUUUAAGCUGUUAAAGUUCCAAGAUGUCUACAUCCACGCUGGAAGGCUUUUGGUUCUGGACAAGUGGUUCGAGAUUAGCCGGGUUUCAAUACAAGUAGUUUAAACUGUUAAAGUUUCAAGAUGUCUACAUCCAUGCUGGAAGGCUUUUGGUUCUGGACAAGUGGGUCGAGAUUAGCCGGGUUUCAAUACAAGUAGUUUAAACUGUUAAAGUUUCAAGAUAUCUACAUCCAUGCUGGAAGGGUUUUGGUUCUGGACAAGUGGGUCGAGAUUAGCUGGGUUUCCAAACUGAUAGGUCAAGAUCAUCAAGGUUUCCACACAAGCUGGUGAAGACUGGCAGGGUUUCCAGAUUUUUAAUGAAGAUUAUCAAGGUUGGGGUUUUACAUCAGUGGGUCAUUACUGGUAGGGUUUUAUGAUUUGUAGAUCCAGAUCAGCAGGGUAUCCAGAUAGGGGAUGCAGGCUGGCAGGGUUUCGAGACCAGCAGGGUUUUAGGGUUUACCUACAAGCACCGUUUCUACACAUGAGGGCCCAGUCCGGCAUGGUUGUACCGUAUACUUGCACAGUUUUACACAUUUCUGCCAAGUUUCUGCAUGUUAUUGUCAUUAAGUAGUAACUUUAGUUUUAUUCUAUAAACUUGUAAGAUAGUGACCAAUUAUUGACAUUUGUAUUCUGGUUACCUUUGGUUAUCACAGUGUCACAUGACCAAUGAUUGUGAUAUUCAUCAAUAUACAACUUUGCACAAGAAAUCUAAGAAAAAUCAUUAUUACGUCAUCUAAUAUCACCUAUUCUUUUGCAUGAGUAUAUGAUUAAAAGGAUAUGCUGAUAAAUAAAUUGACCCCAGCCCUAUGCACAAUUUGAUCCAGCAAGGCACUACUGCUUCAUUUAUGAGGGGUGGGUGGGGCAGCAUGAGGCAGGGUGGGACCUGAAGUAACCUGUGAGGACCGGUGUAUAAAUUACAUUCGAAAUUCUGUGAUACAUUUUGCCGUUGAUUUUCAUCUUAAGAUAUACUUACCUGUUACCAUGGCAACAGAUGCAAGGUUGUUGCAAUGGUUACAUGUCAUUCCCUUUUUUAACUUACCUCUUACUAUUGUACAUUACUGGUGCAAUAUUCUAAAUUAGAACUGAUAUGAAAUAUAUAUUAUAGAAUUGUUAAUUGACAGUGUGAAAAUUGAACAUCGCCUCAGCAUUAUUUCAGCCAUAUUGUGACUAUUUCAAAGUGAAUGUGGAGAAGGAAAUGUAUACUGUGUUAUUUGUUUUUGUCCGUCCACCGUCUGUGUGUAUUCCAAACAAGAUGUUGACAUUGUUAACUUUAUAAUAAACAGUUUAAGAAU
Molecule: messenger RNA, 3456 nt
Organism: Haliotis rubra (blacklip abalone)
Lineage: Eukaryota; Metazoa; Mollusca; Gastropoda; Lepetellida; Haliotidae
Product: F-box only protein 15-like
Exons: 15
Coding region: 131-1693 (520 amino acids)
Molecular function (GO): protein binding
Source: RefSeq, a predicted model, not a curated record